Messenger RNA from Bursaphelenchus xylophilus (pine wood nematode), 982 nucleotides. The record is from the annotation of a GenBank genome assembly. Lineage: Eukaryota; Metazoa; Nematoda; Chromadorea; Rhabditida; Aphelenchoididae.
AUGGAGCCAGAUGUUGAAAAGGGAAUCCGCCCGGAAAAGAAGUUCGAGUCGAGACUCCCUGCCGUCAAGGAAUUUGGCUAUGCCCUUCCCUUGCCACAAAAACUCCCGGUGAUACAGAAGAAAUUUGACGAUGACCCGGCCGACUACUGCAUGUGCAUGAGCCAUGUUCAUGUUAGUUUUUUGGCAGUCAUUACUACGGACUUUCUAUAAGUAAUGAAAUCGCUGAUUUUCCAGACGGGCACCCAACUCAUUGGAAUGAUUACCCUUCUCUGGUGCUUGGCAUCAAGUGUCCGCAGUUUCGCCGCAACCUCUCAGCUGUUAACUUGCUUCGAAGGGGUGUUUGGCAUGGUGGCAACUAUCAUAUUGCUGACGGGAAACCGGCGGAAUCUAUGGCUUUACUACAUUCCGUUCCUAUUGUUCUUUGUAAGUUUUGGGCGCUAAAAUUAUUGAAAUGAAGUGGUUGAGGUGCCAUGUUUAUUGCCGUGGCAAAUUUUCCGACAUAUCUUUUAUCCACCGCAUAUCCAUUGCUGAAAUUCUUAGCUCUCGUUUAUCAGGCACAAUGGAGACUUUUAGACAUUUUUUGAAGCUUCUUGAAGCGGACAAAAAGAUAUGCUAAAAUCGGAAAACAUUUUUGGUUCACCCUAAUAACAGCUUUUUUCUUACAAUUAGUGCUUUGAAAUUGUCCAUAUUUUCUAUGAAUUUUGUCAUCCUCCAAUUUCAGACAGUCGACGUAUGUUCCUGGCUGACCUACGCCUUCUACCUCAUGUUCUACGACUUCAUUGACGAAACGGAUCGACUACCGCUGAAAGCCGACUUAGUUGUCAUGUUCAAGUCCGUGGGCAACAUCGAAGACGUCCAUCGGCUAGUCUUCGGUGUUCUGCUGAUCUUCAAGUCCACAAUCUACAUUUACAUGAUAUACGUCGUGGCUCGCGGAAUGUUGUUCCUGAAGCGGGGCGGUCGACUACCAAUGAACACCAACUAG